UUCUGGCUCCAGCUGUCCGGUUGCCGAGCGUGCCGCUGCCUAAAAGGAAGCCUGAACCUUGAGCGCACGCGAGCCAUGAGCGACGACGAGCCCACGUUCGAGACCACCGAGUCGGGAUCCUCGCACACAUACCCGCAGCAGUGUGGAGAGCUUCGCAAGGGCUCGAUGGUGAUGAUCAAGGGGAAAGCCUGCAAGGUGGCCGAGAUCUCCACGUCGAAGACGGGCAAGCACGGGCACGCGAAGGCCCACAUCGUGGCGCUGGACAUCUUCACGGGAAAGAAGUAUGAGGACUUGUGCCCCACGUCGCACAACAUGGAGAUCCCUUUCACGAAGCGUACGGAGUACCAGCUUCUUUCUGCUGACGAGUCUACUGGCGAAGUCAGCCUGCUCCUGGAGUCUGGCGAGACGAAGGACGACCUGAAUCUGCCCACGUUCGUGACGACGGGUGAGCCAACCGAUGAAGACAAGAAGGUCCACGAAGGACGACCUGAACCUGCCCACGUUCGUGACGACGGGUGAGCCAACCGAUGAAGACAAGAAGGUGGUCGAAGACAUCCUGAAGAUGCAGGAGGACGGCGAUUCCAUCGUCGUCGCCGUGCUCUCGGCCAUUGGCCAGGAAAAGAUCGUUGGCGCGAAGAAGAUGCAGUGAGGGCGGUCGCGCUCGCGUUGCAGGGAAAGGACGUGGGGCAGGCUACGGAGUCCGUGUUUCUGGAGAAGGGAGGGGUAAGGACCACUGCUGCCACGACCACCUGCAUAGUUUCCACCGUAAAGCCGCCGCCACUACGACAAAGUGUCGCCGCUACUUCUGCGCCAGUUGGCUAGCCGCAUCCGGUUGCCGCCCCAACCGCGUGGCCCUCCAAUCAUUUCGCGCGCCUAGGACGUGCUCUGGGGAUCCCCCGUGUGCGCUGCGCAAGCCCUCAGCGAUCUGGUUUUGUGAAACUGGGGGCG
Prorocentrum cordatum is the source of this 948-nucleotide messenger RNA. The record is from the annotation of a GenBank genome assembly. NCBI's taxonomy places the organism in Eukaryota, Dinophyceae, Prorocentrales, Prorocentraceae.